AUGGACGCAAUGGAGGUCGAGGAGGGUCCUCUUCUGGCUAUUGAUGCCAAGUUACACGCUGGAAUGUGCAGAGCAUUUCAUCCUGCGGUUUCUAAACUUCUAGCGAUUUUCCCGUUCAUCGAAGCAUCAAGGCCCAGAAGCAAGUCUGGCAUACAGGCACUUUGUUCACUGCAUGUAGCUCUGGAUAAAUCCAAAGGUCUUCUUCAACAUUGUGCAGAUUGCAGCCGGUUGUACUUGGCCAUCACUGCAGAAACUGUGCAUUUGAAGUUUGAGAAAUCAAGAAGCCAACUUCAGGAAAGUCUACGGCGUGUCGAAAGCAUAGUAACCGAAGAUAUUGGCCAUAAGAUUGUAGAGAUCAUUGGUGAGUUGGAGGAGGUUGUAUUUACAUUGGAUCAAUCAGAGAAGGAAGCUGGUGAUGAGGUGAUCAAUUUGCUCCAGAGAAACAAUAAAAUGAACAGUUCCAGCGAUAGUGGGGAGCUUGAGGUCUUUCAUAUGGCUGCUCUGAAGCUGGGAAUUACUUCUUCCAGGGCAGCAUUGACUGAGCGAAGAGCCCUCAAGAAGCUAAUUGAAAAGGCUCGUUCUGGAGAUGAUAAGCGGAAGGAGUUUGUUGUGUCCUACCUAUACAAUCUCAUGAGGAAAUACUCUAAAUUUUUCAGAAGUGAAGCAGGCGAUGAUACUGAUUCUCAAGGAUCAGCCCCAUGUUCACCUACAGUAUUAGGCAUGGAUGACAUGUAUGGCCCCUGCGGAAAUAGCCGAGCAUUCAGUAGACAGCUUUCGAGCAUUCAAUCAUUUAAUUCGAGGUUUGGGUCUUUCAAUUCGAGGCUUGGAUCAUUCAAUUGUAGGCCUAGUGGUCCAAGGUCCGAAAACAUGUCGAUCCCUCCUGAGGAACUCAGAUGUCCCAUUUCCUUGCAGCUGAUGUAUGACCCAGUUAUUGUUUCGUCUGGUCAGACUUAUGAGCGUGUUUGCAUUGAGAAAUGGUUUAAUGAUGGUCACAGCACAUGUCCCAAGACUCAGCAACAACUGGCCCACUUGUCUUUGACUCCAAACUACUGUGUUAAGGCCAUGAUUUCCAGCUGGUGUGAGCAGAAUGAUUUUCCAGUUCCAGAUGGUCCACCGGGAUCCUUUGAUGUAAAUUGGAGGCUUGCUUUAUCGGACUCCCAGGCAACGGGCUGUGUGUCUGUUGAUAGUUUUGACACUAGCAACAUCAAGGGUGUCAAGGUGGUUCCCCUGGAGAACGAGAGAAAAGAAGAACCUGCAAACAGCGAGUCAGGCACAUUGGAUGAUAGCUCUUGUUUUGAGUUUGAUAUGAAUGAGGGGUAUCGGAACUUGCUGCUGGUGCUUAAUGAAAGAAACAACAUACUGAGCCAGUGCAGAUUGGUUGAGCAGAUAAGAUAUCUGCUGAAAGACGAUGAGGAAGCAAGGAUCCAGAUGGGCUCAAAUGGGUUCGCUGAGGCUCUAGUUCAGUUCUUAAGGUAUUCUGUGGAAGAAGGAAAUGAGAAGGCACAAGAAGUUGGUGCCAUGGCUCUUUUCAACCUUGCAGUCAAUAAUAAUAGAAACAAGGGACUUCUGUUGUCUGCUGGAAUAGUCGAACUACUUGAGCAGAUGACCUCGAAUCCGCGCCUAGCUGCUGCAGCCACAGCGCUCUACCUUAACCUUUCCUGCCUCACCGACGCGAAGAGCGUGAUUGCUUCCACCCAGGCCGUGUCAUUCCUAGUGGACCGUCUGUACAACCACGACGCCUGCGACCCGAAAGCCAGCUCCUGCAAGCAUGAUGCUCUCUACACGCUGUACAACCUCUCCACCCACCAGGCCAGCAUCCCGUCGCUCCUGUCGGCCGGCAUCGUGGAUGUGCUCCACACGCUCCUGACGGACUCCUCGGUGUCCGAGGGCAUCGGGUGGACGGAGAAGGCCCUGGCAGUGGCCAUCAGCCUGGCGGCGACCCAGGCCGGCAGGAAGGAGAUGAUGUCCACCCCGGGGCUGGUGAGCACGCUGGCGAUGCUGCUGGACACGGGGGAGCCGACGGAGCAGGAGCAGGCGGUGUCGUGCCUCCUGGCGAUGUGCACGGCGGACGACAAGUGCAUCGCGCCAGUGCUGCAGGAGGGCGUGGUGCCGUCGCUGGUCUCCAUCUCGGCGACCGGCACGGGGCGGGGGCGGGAGAAGGCCCAGAAGCUGCUGAAGCUGUUCCGGGAGCAGCGGCAGCGUGACGGUGGGCAACCGCCCGCGUCUCAGCAGCAGCAGCAGCAGGCCCCGUCGUCGGAGGCCGGGAACGGGAACGGGAACGGCGGCGGGGUGAUGGUGUGUCACCGGGAGUCGAAGCCGCUGUGCAAGUCCAAGUCGAGGAAGCUGGGGCGGACGCUGAGCUCGCUGUGGAAGAACCGGGGCUUCUCCCUCUACCAGUGCUAG
This is a messenger RNA of Triticum turgidum subsp. durum (durum wheat), 2403 nucleotides long. The record is from the annotation of a GenBank genome assembly. Lineage: Eukaryota; Viridiplantae; Streptophyta; Magnoliopsida; Poales; Poaceae.